GGAUGAGGAGUAAGCAGCAUAACUGCGCAUGUGCGCGUGUGUACCAGAUCAUGUGACUCUUUCAGGGUUAGGAGCCGGACGGACAAAAGCCAAAGUCCAUUUAACGCCGCUCAAACCCGUUCGCGACUUUGGCUUCGAUAUCGUUUUCCCUCCUCCGCCCGCCCUCUUCGUCCCCGCAUCCGCCCUCUUCGCAGCUCGUCAGACUCUCGACACCAGCAAUUCAUCUACACAGCAAAAAUGUCGGCCGCUAAAGGACUCACUCCUCUGCAGAAGUAUAUGCAGUCCGAGACUGGUCCCAAGACCAUCCAUUUCUGGGCUCCGGUCAUGAAAUGGGCUUUGGUUUUUGCCGGUAUCUCUGAUCUGAAUCGUCCUGUCGAGACGCUUUCCGGAACUCAGCAGAUCGCUCUGUUUGCUACCGGUGCCAUCUGGACCCGAUGGUGCUUGAUCAUCAAGCCCAAGAACUACCUCUUGGCUAGUGUCAACUUCUUCUUGGGUGCUGUCGCUGGCGUUCAGCUCACCCGCGUCUUCAACUACCAGAGAUCUCUGGGCAAGUCCUACCCCGAGGCCUUCCAGGGUCUCUUUGCUUCGGCACAGGCUGCUACCGGUGUCAAGAUCGUUGAUACCGCUCCCAAGGCUCCUGAGCCCGCCGCGUAAGUAAAGGUCGGCUUCACGGGGCUUUUGGGUGAAACCCGGAUGAAUCUCUCGUUUGAGUUUCCUUUUCUGUUUUAUUUUUGUUUUUCGCAUUGCUGGUGGUUACUGGCAUUAAAUUGAUAUUCUACUUUAUGUACGCGUGUCUAUGUCUGCGGUGUCAUGGACUGGCUGUAUACAGUUUUGUCAAUCACCGAGUUCAGGAUGAUGUAUUUUCGCAGGUUAAUUUAGAUUAGGCAGGUCCCAAUAUAUACAAACGUUUAACAAAUACGAAAUGAUUAGAAA
Molecule: messenger RNA, 933 nt
Organism: Myxozyma melibiosi
Lineage: Eukaryota; Fungi; Ascomycota; Lipomycetes; Lipomycetales; Lipomycetaceae
Exons: 5
Coding region: 238-654 (138 amino acids)
Biological process (GO): pyruvate import into mitochondria
Cellular component (GO): mitochondrial inner membrane
Molecular function (GO): pyruvate transmembrane transporter activity
Source: RefSeq, a predicted model, not a curated record